Penicilliopsis zonata CBS 506.65 is the source of this 1026-nucleotide messenger RNA. RefSeq lists its product as hypothetical. The transcript has a single exon. NCBI's taxonomy places the organism in Eukaryota, Fungi, Ascomycota, Eurotiomycetes, Eurotiales, Aspergillaceae. The record is from RefSeq and is a predicted model, not a curated record. The coding region runs from base 1 to 1026 and encodes 341 amino acids.
AUGCCGACCCGUUUAAUCUUCCUGACCGGAAGCCCGAUUUCGCAGAACUUGUGCUGGAAGGAGGAUGGGUUGCUCUGUGGGCCGAUUGCUCCCUUCACUUCCGAUAUAGUCGAGGAUGUUGAGGCUUGCCGGUCCGCGGAGGGUCAUACAGUGAGGUGGAGGCAACUGCGGCAAUGGAAUGCCGACGAUCUCGGGCUAGAGACGACUGUCUUCCUCGCACCGCAGCACUUUGCGGCGAGCGAUGAAGAGAGGCAGUCGGUGACGGGCACAGGAAACCUCGUUAUCUCGCAGUUCUACGACCAUUCAUUUACAGUCCACGAAACCUCGGAGAUAUCCGUCUCCCAAGAUUCAAUACAAGAGAGCGAUCUGCAGACAGAGAGCUCUGGACGCUCUCUUAUCUCUGCGUUACCACCGUCCUUGGACGCUGCAGCAUCUGUGCCGUUGCAUGGGCAGCUGAGCGAUCUAGAGGACGUCCCGAAUGCAAACUAUCUUCUCUCUAUUGCGCCGCAGACCAUGUCGGUCAAUCUUGUCGUAGGAGUCAUCACCGUACGUCCCCCACGCCGCGUGGUAACUCGGCAAUGGAAGAGGGAACUCGAGAUCGUCGAGCUGGUGGUCGCAGACGAGACGAGGACUGGGUUUGGCGUCACCGUUUGGCUGCCUGCGCUGGAAGCCAGCCACAGCUCUCACGACCACGAGCUUCGCCGCACUCUGAGUGCUCUCCGACCGCGAGACAUCGUCUUAUUGCGGACGGUCGGCCUGAGUGUCUUCCAAGACCGGGUGUAUGGUCAGAGUCUGCGGCGAGGGCUGACCAAGAUCCAUUUGCUGUACCGACGACCGGUCGACCUCACCGACGCAGGCGGUGUCUACGACCUGCAAGCGAUCAACAGCAACAACGCAACCGGUCCGAGCGACGAUCUGCUCCUGGUCAGAGUGCGCCGAGUGCGUGCAUGGAUGUUGCGUUUUGUUGACAGCGGCCCGGAUCGGGAAGGCGGUGAGGCUGGACUGCUGCCCCCGGAUACGCAGUGA